CUGGUUCGGAAUAUCAACAUUUGUUAUUUUUCAUUUAAAAUACUUCUCGUUUGCUCAUAACGAUUAAUUUCAGUGUUUCAUUACAAAAGAAAAUAAUCAAACAACAUUCGUGCGUUAUCAAGCUAGAUCGUGCGUUCGAGCCAAGUGCCAGUAGAUAGAACCAUGAUACAGUUUGUGGUGCUGACGGCUCUGUGCCUGCUGGUGCUGAGCGUCGACCGAGCGGACGCUUCCGGAAUGGGCUUUGCCGAUACGGUAGCACUAAUUCUUGGCCUCGUCAUAGGUACGAUCGGAAUACUGGCCUGUCUGGGACGCUACGCCCGUCGACUGAGGGCCGGGCAAUACUAGGUCUACUAGGCCUUGUUCAUCGUCGCUUUAGGUUAAGGAUUAUUCUAAAAACACCAGAAUUCUGAACUAAGUCUGAUUAAUAAACAAAGCAAAAAUGAGUUAUCUAAAGAUGAUCGUCAGGCCUCGAUUCCUGGAAUCAGUCCGUUCGAAUGGAAUUUUGUUCGCGCAAUGUCGAAGGAAUUUCUCCUACGAGGCAACCGUCACCGGUAUGUGGACAACACUUUCGCAAAGUACCCCAGUGGCCUACGUUCAGCAGGGUUUGGUGGCCAUACACGAUUAUUCCGGGUUGCCCUGGUGGGCCUCGGUGAUUGUGUCCACAGUUUUGCUCCGAUCAGUGGUGACACUACCACUGACGGUGUAUCAGAACAAAAUCGUGGCCCGACUGGAGAAAAUCACCCUGGAAAUGCCAGAUAUUGUGAAGGAGCUAAAGAAAGAGACUGCAGUGGCAAUGCGAAAGUUCCACUGGACCGAGAAAGAAGCCAGAAUCAUGUACAAUACUUCGCUCAAGAAGCAAUGGGAUAAGUUGGUGGUGCGAGAGAAUUGUCAUCCAGCAAAAACUAUGAUCGUCCUCUGGGGGCAGAUCCCACUGUGGGUUAUUAUGUCAGUAUCGAUUCGUAAUCUGGUGCAUAUGUUGCCGGACCCGAGCUCGAUAGAAGCGCAGGUCGCCUUCACCGAACUCACGUUGGGCGGUUUCGGCUGGAUUCCCAAUCUAACCGAAGUGGACCAAUCAUUGAUCUUGCCCGUUGCAAUGGGACUGAUCAAUUUAGUCAUAAUUGAAAUUCAAAAUGCAGCCAGAGCUAAAGAACCAUCCAAGCUGCAAAAGAUGUUCACCAACGUGUUCAGAGGCGUAAGUGUUUUGAUGGUUCCGGUAGCUGCCACAGUCCCUUCGUGCCUCUGCCUGUACUGGGUCACCUCCAGCGCCUGUGGGCUGGCCCAAAAUCUGCUCACGAUGUCUCCCCGCUUCAAACGACUGGUCGGAGUUCCUCAGGUCCCAUCGGAAAUUGCCCGACCCUACUCCCAUAUCCGAACAAACUUUUCCAACCGAAUAGACGCGAUUCUAGGCAAAGUGGGACUGAGUUCGAAGUAAAUCAAAACUGAAGCUAGUUGUAGAGAGUUAUUAAAAUACUAAUAAUAAAAAAAAUAUUUUAUUCGCCCUAUUACAAAAUGGUAA
This is a messenger RNA of Uranotaenia lowii, 1516 nucleotides long. RefSeq names its product cytochrome c oxidase assembly protein COX18, mitochondrial. The transcript is spliced from 5 exons. The record is from RefSeq and is a predicted model, not a curated record. Gene Ontology annotation, biological process: protein insertion into mitochondrial inner membrane from matrix; mitochondrial respiratory chain complex IV assembly. Gene Ontology annotation, molecular function: membrane insertase activity. Bases 440 to 1432 code for a protein of 330 amino acids. NCBI's taxonomy places the organism in Eukaryota, Metazoa, Arthropoda, Insecta, Diptera, Culicidae. Gene Ontology annotation, cellular component: mitochondrial inner membrane.